Phialemonium atrogriseum is the source of this 2876-nucleotide messenger RNA. Its product is annotated as quinon protein alcohol dehydrogenase-like superfamily. Gene Ontology annotation, molecular function: protein binding. Lineage: Eukaryota; Fungi; Ascomycota; Sordariomycetes; Cephalothecales; Cephalothecaceae. Bases 311 to 2530 code for a protein of 739 amino acids. The transcript is spliced from 3 exons. The record is from RefSeq and is a predicted model, not a curated record.
CCUGCCUGUACUCAAACAUCAUUCCUUUUGGCCAGCCCUGCUCCUCGUCGCCUGUUGACCGCUCCCAAAGUCAUAUCGUUUCGAAUAUUGUUGAGCCCUGUUCUCCCAAUCACCCACGCUUAGCACGUCAUUCAUUUGUGCCCGGCCAGUCGAGCACAUCGUCUCUCAGCCGUCUCCCUGACACUUCCGAGUUCCCCGAGUACCCUGCCAGCCCAUACCUACAGUCCCCAAUGGCUCCUGGGUCCUGCUGGCAUCAUUUAUCUUCCUGACCACGCGAGAGGCCCCUCCGCCUCCCUCAUCCCCCCUUACCAUGGAACGCUCCGGUUUUUCCACCUCGAUGAGCAACCGCCGACCCGGCUCGAGGCAAGACGACAUAUCGUUGGGAGCAAAUGACGCCGACACGAUUUCCGUUGUGACUCGACCACACAAAACCUAUUCAGAUUCUUCCAGGACCGCCAAAGAUGGCUCAACUAUUGAUCUGAACACAGCCAAAGACUGGGACAGGAGGAGAGCCGGAGAAGAAGAUCCCUCACGUCUAACAAACAUGUCAUCCUCCCUCAUCUCGAAAACCGUCACCCCGUUCCUUCGCGAACACAUACCGAACCUUUACGCACCCAUCUGGAAGUCGGACAACGAGGAGACAUCGAGAGAAAAGGAUCCGAACAGCAGAUAUUGCUAUCGACACAGACCGGACUUGAAAUGUCGGAGGGCAGCCGACGAGAACAAGAUGGUCAAGAUCCAGAGUGAACUCUCAGAGCUCCCACCAGCAGACCAACAAGCAAUCACCCACGUCUGGAGUUUGUUCAGUGCAGCGCCGUCGAAACACCGAGUUUUGAUGCUGCAAGGUGUGCUCCAGACAUGCUGCUUCCCUCAGCUGUCGACCGUUGCCCGGGAAGUCCACGAACAAUUAAAGAUCGACUUCAUCACCGCGCUACCUGUCGAGAUAUCUCAGAAGAUCCUGUGCUACUUGGACACCGUGUCGCUGUGUCGGGCCGCUCAGGUCUCUAGGGGUUGGGCAGAGCUCUCGAAUGACGAUUCAAUAUGGGUUCACAUGUGUGAGCAGCACAUUGACAGGAAAUGUACUCGGUGCGGAUGGAAACUUCCAUUGUUGGAACGCAAACGGUUACGGUCCUGGUCCAGGCAACAGCAGCUAGCAAGGGGCGUCAAGGAGAAUGCCGUCCAGGAAUUACCGCCGCUGCCCCCGGUUUUGCAUGCCCCCAACACACCAAGGUCACCAAGCCCACCCAAACGGGACGCAGCCAGCCUAGAUGAUUUCUCUGGUGGCAAACGGCAGUGCGUCGUCCGCGUCGGCAGCGAGGCCAGCGUUGCUCGCAGCGGAAUGCAACCGGAGAAGGAAAAGAGGGUUCGGCCGUGGAAGCUUGUCUACAAGGAUAGAUUCCAAGUCGGGUCGAACUGGAAGUACGGCCGGGCCUGCCUCACCAUCCUGAAGGGCCACACCAACGGCGUAACUUGCCUUCAAAUCGACGAAGGUAUAUUGAUCUCGGGCAGCUACGACUCCACCGCCCGUGUCUGGUCCCUGGAGACGGGCGAGGAGCUACGCGUGUUGCGAGGACAUCAGCGAGGGAUCCGGUCCCUGCAAUUUGACGACCAGAAGCUCAUCACGGGCUCGCUCGACGGGGUCAUCAAGGUCUGGAACUGGUCGACUGGAGAGUGUCUUGCGACACUGCGCGGACACUCCGAUGCCGUCGUCAGCGUGAACUUCGACGGCGAGCUUCUGGCCAGCGGUUCCGCCGACAAGAACAUCAAGAUCUUCAAUUUCCAGACCAAGGUCAGCUACUGUCUGCGGGGCCAUACCGACUUUAUAAACCAGGUUGUCAUCGACACCAAGAGCCGGACAUUAACAUCGGCCUCGGACGACACAUUAAUAAAGAUGUGGGAUCUGGAUUCGAGGACCGAGAUGAGGACAUUUGUUGGGCACGUCGGCCAUGCCCAACAGGUGCUGCCACUGCCGGAAGAUUUCGAACCGGACGAUAUGGACCGAGAAUUGAACGGGCCCCGAGACAACACCGAUGAAUCGUCAGUAGGAAGCGGGCGGAGCUUAACCCCCGUGCCCUCGGCGAGCCACUGCAACAACCGGCCGGAGUUGCCACCCUCGGCCUCCCAAGACGAAGGUCUCCGUGCCCUCUACCCCGGGUUCUCGUCCGAUCCGGAUCGUCCGUUACCGCCCAGGUACAUGUUGACCGGGGGUCUCGACUCGACCAUCAGGUUGUGGGACACGGCGACCGGGAAAUGCCUCAAGACCUUCUUCGGCCACGUGGAAGGCAUCUGGGGCCUGGCCGGAGAUUCCCUCCGCGUGGUCACCGCCGGAAACGACGGGAUGGUCAAGGUCUGGGAUCCGAGGAGCGGGAAGUGCGAGAGGACGGUGACCGGGCAUAGAGGGCCCGUGACUAGCGUCGGCUUGAGCGACAGUCGGAUGGCCAGCGGAGGCGACGACGGCGAGAUCAGGGUAUACUCGUUCCAUAACCCGCAGGGCGCCGGGCCUGCUAUCGAGGUCGGAACACCGAACUAGAUGGGUUCUUUCUGCUGGGUGGAAUAUGGUAUGACAGCGUUUAUUUGUAUCUCUAUUGUUUUGGGUUGGGCAUGGCAGAUUCCAUCGUCCUUAACGGAGGAGCGGCGGUUUUAAUGCUCUCGACGAACGAUCGGCACCGGAACUAGACGGUGGAAAAGGACCUGACACCAGGGGCGCAUUUGCGAAAAGGACAUGGGUUAUGGAUUCGGCGGCUAUGUGAGAGGACGGGAGUUAUUUGGGUUCUCUUACGCAUAUAUAUAUACCACUAGUGCUGGCGGAGCCGACGUCACUUGAAAAUACACCAUGAGAUGAUACAUCUGUGCCGAGCGAGCUUUAAUUAGGUAUU